AUGAGAGCUGCGAGUGCCGAUGCGCCGCCUUUCAACCCCUCCCAAACAUCCGCAAACUCGGGCGCAAGCAAGCGCACCACAUCCAAUGGCCAGCAGGUGGUUCUCGACUCGGACGAUGAUUCUCUACCCGACCUUGACUUUGGUCUACCCACCCCCAAAGUCAAGACCAUCGUCACGACCACCACCAAACGUUCUAAGCGCAUGUCCGAAGACCAAGAGAACGGUCUACAAAAGCCGGCCAAGAAGGCCAAGGAUAACAAGAGCAAGUUUGAUGUACUUGUAAAGGCGGCCCACAAAAAUCUCGAGACAGAGCGGCAGAUCAAGGAGCACAGUGCGCUUCUGGACCAGUCCCUUGAAGAACACGCAGAUACUACCCUGGCACUCAACGAGGAACUACUUGGCCAAGCUGUGGACGACGACGACGACCCAGAGAAAGCGCAUCGCCUCCUUCAGGCCAUGCAGAGAACAAAUGCUACACAGAUGGAGAGCGUCUACCAUUUCUUCCAAGAUGACUCGGACUCAAUACAAGCGCAGCCCAAGUUCCCCCUCAGCAGCCUGCCUAAGCAUGGAUGGGUCUCGAUUUUUAAAGACUCCCACGCCAGGGACCAGGCUUUCAUGACUGGCUUUGCACAACAAAUCUUUCGAAUGCAACAACUACCCGAAGAACUGGCUUCCUGGAUGAUUGAAUGUAUCUACCCAGUACCAGUCGAUGUAGAACUCUCAGACCCCAAGCUGCCUGACAUGAUUCACCAAUACCUGGACAAGUCUUCGAAUUUCCGAAUAGACAAGGACACCGACUACGAGCACCUCACCGCACGUUUGACAUUGCUUGACAUUGCCAUUGGGCCUGGCUUAUUGAACGUCCCGUAUCAGCCCCUAUCAAGUCCAACAACGUCAGAAACCGGCUCGUCUCCAGUCAGGGCUCCAGUGCCAGCGUCAUCAGAAGUCAAAGAUUUCAACAACGAGGUGGAUGCGCUUGCUCGGCAGUUCCAGCUACUCAGCAACUCCAUCGUCGAGGCUGGCGCUGCGGUGGAUCUUACCAUCAUGGACGCCAAAGAUUCUAUAGAGAGACUACGCGCACGACUAGAGCACGCUGUGCGGAUAGGCGGAAAGAAGGUCUACAACGUCUUUGGUGAUGAAGAUGAACACACAAAGCCAAAUCUCAGAAGGUUCUUUAAAAGCACGAGCAAAGACGCGCCGAAGAAGUCUAUCUUCGACGAACAGGACGAUGUAGCGGUAUCACUAGCCGAUGACUUGAAAGCCUGA
Alternaria viburni is the source of this 1266-nucleotide messenger RNA. RefSeq lists its product as uncharacterized. The coding region runs from base 1 to 1266 and encodes 421 amino acids. NCBI's taxonomy places the organism in Eukaryota, Fungi, Ascomycota, Dothideomycetes, Pleosporales, Pleosporaceae. The transcript is spliced from 3 exons. The record is from RefSeq and is a predicted model, not a curated record.